AUGUCACAGACUCCAUUAGAUGAAUCUGAUUACGUGCAUUGCAGUCUAGACUCGGGCUGGUCCGUAGGAGCCAAUGGUGACGACUUUGGGCGUAUCAUUUACGACACGAACAACUUUGACAUCCCGAGCCUAGCAUACCACGUUCACGACGAGGGACUUCUGUUGGUAGUCUACUUGGUGCCCGGCGCCUUCAUUGCCGACGAGGGGAAGACCAUACUGGACACCAACAUCAUGAUUGGCUCGAUUGAGCCAGUCGUACAGCAGUGGCACCCUUCCGUCGUGGAUCAAUUUGCGUCUGGGGGCGUCGACCUCAUUAAGCUCGACUUCGUCACCCCCGGUUCUCAUACCAACAACGCCAAUCUACCCGCCAAUUUGAGCGGCGAAGUUAUCGCCUACCACAACGCCAUCGCACAAUCCGGCCGGUCGAUCCGUCUAGACAUAUCUUGGAAGCUAGACCGGUCCCAAGCGUUUUUCGACAUCUGGGAGUCCAGCGCCGACUCGAUGCAGUCGGAUCAGGAUAUCUACAAUGCCGGGGAGUGUACCUUCGUCGCAUGGGACUUUUUACAGCGUGCGAUUGAAAACUACCUUUUUACCAUGGUGAUACAGUAUAAUCGCAUGUUGGCGAUAUACCUAGACAUGGAUAGCUUGUUUGUUGGGAACGAGGCCGAUUUCUCGGGGAUGACAGUUGCUGAGCGUCAGACUAUGAUGAGACACUGGGUCGGUGCUGCUGCCAACCUCAUUGUCGGCUCUGAUCUAACGCACCUCGAUGCCUUGGGUUUGGACGUGCUCACCAGGGCCGAUCAAAUCCAGGCGUGGGACGCUGGUCCUGACUCUUCUGUUUAUGCCGUGGCGGUCUUGGCUAACUAUGGUCCGGAUCAGGGUCAGGGCGGGUUCGGGACAGUGUUUGAGGGUGCGCAGACUGUUACUGUGUCUUCGGACGACCUUGAUAUUACUGGCACGGAUUUAAGGUCGCCGAGCGAGGGAUUUAGUAUAGAACUUGAAGAGGCAGAGAGUGUUUUAUACCGUUUGACUCCGGCGUAG
This is a messenger RNA of Pseudomassariella vexata, 1041 nucleotides long. RefSeq names its product glycoside hydrolase superfamily. The record is from RefSeq and is a predicted model, not a curated record. The coding region runs from base 1 to 1041 and encodes 346 amino acids. Gene Ontology annotation, biological process: carbohydrate metabolic process. Gene Ontology annotation, molecular function: hydrolase activity, hydrolyzing O-glycosyl compounds. The transcript is spliced from 6 exons. Lineage: Eukaryota; Fungi; Ascomycota; Sordariomycetes; Amphisphaeriales; Pseudomassariaceae.